Messenger RNA from Theobroma umbraticum, 2921 nucleotides. RefSeq names its product dentin sialophosphoprotein, putative (DUF1296). The record is from RefSeq and is a predicted model, not a curated record. Gene Ontology annotation, molecular function: protein binding. Lineage: Eukaryota; Viridiplantae; Streptophyta; Magnoliopsida; Malvales; Malvaceae.
CCCAAACCUCGCUCUCCCUGUAAAGCCGUUCUUCACUCUCUAUCUAAAUGCAAACCCUAGCUCUGCUCUUUUAAAGGGUAUUAAUAAUAUAGCAAUAAUCAAAGAAACCCACUUUAUAUUCAGAAUAGAAAUUGGAUUAUCAAACUGGGUUUUUGUAUUUAAAAAAAAUAAUUGGUGUGGAAAGUGAAAGUUUUCUUCUUUUUCUUUUGGAGUAUUUUGAAACAGAGAGAGAGGGAGAGAGAUGGUCAGUGGGGCAAGAAUCGAAGGAGAUAUCUCAGCGCGAGUGAGGAAGACAAUACAGUCAAUUAAGGAAAUAGUUGGCAAUCACUCUGAUGCUGAUAUUUAUGUUGCCUUGAAAGAGGCCAACAUGGAUCCUAAUGAAACUACCCAGAAAUUGCUUCAUCAAGAUACUUUUCAUGAAGUAAGGAGAAAAAGAGACCGGAAGAAAGAGAGCAUUGAGUACAAAGGUUCCUUGGAUUCAAGAAAACAUUCUGAGAAUGUUGGUCAAGGGAUGAAAUUUCGUACACAUCCUGAACGUGGUUCUCGAAGAGGAGGCUAUACUCGCAAUGCUUUGCCAGAUGCAGGAGUCAACAGAGAGUUUCGUAUUGUGAGGGACAACAGAGUUAACCAAAAUGCAAAUAAAGAUAUGAAGCCUCCUUUCUCACAAUGCUCAACUUCUGCAAAUGAGCAAGUGCCUGUGAAUGUUGCUGAAAAAGGCUCAACAGGAACAUCAAGCAAUCAGAGACCCUUUAGUUCUCGGAGUUUGUCUCAAACUUCUAAUGGACCAUCCAGUUCACAACCGAGACAUGCUCGUGAUGCAAAUUCAAGUGGUAUUGAUAGGAAACAAAUAUCAGAGGAAAAGCGAAAUUUUAUUCCUAAUGCCAUUUUGCGGUCACAGGCAGUGAAGCCCAAUAAUACUCAAGCACAUGCUGCCACUCAGUCAUCAAGCAGCCUAGUUGUUGGGGUUUAUUCCUCUUCUACAGAUCCUGUUCAUGUGCCUUCUCCUGAUUCGAGAUCCUCUGGUGCUGUUGGAGCUAUUAAGCGUGAAGUCGGGGUAGUGGGUGUUCGCCGUCAGCCUUCUGAAAAUGCAGUAAAAAAUUCAUCUGGAUCAAGUGGUUCUCUCUCCAAUUCACUUGUAGGGAGGGACAAUUCAUCAGAGGCAUUUCGACCUUUUCCUGCAAUUUCUAGAGCAGACCAGCUCAGUCAUAGUAGUGCAACUGAAUCGAUCAUGCCUGGAAUUUCUGGAAGCAGGUCAUUCCUGAGCAAUCAGUAUGGGAGCAGGCAAAAUCAACAAGCCUUAGGUCAUCAAAAAGCUAACCAACAUAAUAAAGAGUGGAAACCAAAAUUGAGCCAAAAAUCAAGUGUUAAUAAUCCUGGAGUUAUUGGAACACCUAAAAAGUCUGCUUCACCUCCUGCUGAUGAUGCCAAGGACUUGGAUUCAGAAACAGCUAAAUUGCAAGAUAAGUUUUCGCAAGUAAAUAUCUACGAAAAUGAGAACGUUAUCAUAGCACAGCACAUUCGUGUCCCAGAGAAUGAUCGCUGUAGACUUACUUUCGGCAGCUUUGGAGUGGAAUUUGAUUCUUUAAGGAAUUUUGUGCCGGGUUUUCAAGCCACUGGUGUUGCAGAAGACUCAAAUGGGGAAUCUGCUGCUAGUUUGUCUGUGUCUGCUCCUGAUACUUCUAGUGAUGAUACUGCUGGUGGCAAGCCCAUUGAGAUUUUAGAAGAUCAAAUUGGAAAUUCGGGAUCCGAUUCUCCACCCUCUGGUACUGCUUCUGAACAUCAAUUGCCUGAUACCAAAGACACUUCAAGUCCUCAGAAUUUGGACGGUUAUGCCGAUAUUGGAUUGGUUCAGGACAACAGUCCAUCGUAUGCUCCUUCAGAGUCACAAAAGCAGCAAGAUGCUCCUGAGUUACCUAGUUUUGCGCAGGCAUAUGAUCCGCAAACUGGUUAUGAUUUACCAUAUUUCAGACCCCCAAUAGAUGAAACUGCUAGAGGACAGGGUCUACCAUCCCCUCAGGAGGCCUUAAGUGCGCAUGCUGUUAAUGUCCCUGCAUCAACAAUACCAAUGAUGCAGCAGCAACAACCACCGGUAGCACAGAUGUAUCCGCAAGUUCAUGUGUCCCAUUUUGCUAAUAUUAUGCCAUAUCGUCAGUUUGUCUCCCCGAUUUAUCUACCACAGAUGGCGAUGCCAGGUUAUUCCAGUAACCCUGCCUAUCCACACCCAUCAAAUGGUAGUAGCUAUGUGCUGAUGCCAGGAGGUAGUUCUCAUCUUAAUGCGAAUGGCCUAAAGUACGGGAUUCAGCAGUUCAAGCCAGUUCCUGCUGGUAGUCCUACUGGGUUUGGAAAUUUUACCAGUCCAUCUGGGUAUGCAAUCAAUGCUCCUGGUGUAGUUGGGAAUCCAACAGGUCUUGAAGAUUCAUCUCGGAUCAAAUAUAAAGAUGGCAAUAUUUAUGUUCCAAAUCAACAGGCUGAUACAUCAGAUCUCUGGAUUCAGAACCCGAGGGAGCUACCAGGCUUGCAGUCUGCUCCAUACUACAAUAUGCCACAAACACCUCAUGGUUAUAUGCCAUCUCACACAGGCCAUGCUUCUUUUAAUGCUGCUGCAGCACAAUCUUCUCACAUGCAAUUCCCGGGGUUGUAUCAUCCUCCUCCACAGCCUGCUGCAAUGGCAAAUCCACAUCUAGGCCCUGCUAUGGGUGCUAAUGUUGGUGUUGGGGUUGCGCCAGCUGCUCCUGGGGCUCAAGUAGGUGCUUACCAACAACCUCAAUUGGGUCAUCUUAACUGGACAACAAACUUCUGAAUAGUAUCAAGCUAACCCUUUCUCUUGUAAGGGAGUGAAGUAGCUAUAGAAAGUUUAAAGUUUUCUUUGUGAAAUAACCCACAAUCUUUUUAAUUGAAUGCAUAAUUGGUGUUUAAUCUCA